Phyllostomus discolor (pale spear-nosed bat) is the source of this 2897-nucleotide messenger RNA. It is a transcript of the gene MEIS2, whose product is annotated as Meis homeobox 2. Gene Ontology annotation, biological process: positive regulation of cell population proliferation; brain development; animal organ morphogenesis. Gene Ontology annotation, molecular function: DNA-binding transcription activator activity, RNA polymerase II-specific; RNA polymerase II cis-regulatory region sequence-specific DNA binding. NCBI's taxonomy places the organism in Eukaryota, Metazoa, Chordata, Mammalia, Chiroptera, Phyllostomidae. The record is from RefSeq and is a predicted model, not a curated record.
UCCAACUGAGAGGAAGAGAAGAGAAAGAGGGGGAAAGGAGGACCGAAGAGGAGGAGGAGGGGAGGGGGGAGGAGGAGGUGGAGGAGGAGGAGGAAGAUCAGGAGGAGGAAAAGAAGAGGAAAAAAGAGAAAAAGAAGAAAUAUCACAGAAAAAAAAACUCUUCGUUGUCUUGCCUGGGCUUUUUUUUUUUUCUUCCCUAAAAAAUAACAUAUUGGAGAAUUGGGAGAAGUUUCCUUGGUUUGGACAAAAAAAAAAAAAAAAGGAAUCUUCAGCCUAGAUCACUUUCUUAUCCGGACUGGGAUAUUAAAUAUACGACACAUCCAGGAGUUUAUUGGAGCGCAGACUGAUGGCGCAAAGGUACGAUGAGCUGCCCCAUUACGGCGGGAUGGACGGAGUAGGGGUGCCUGCUUCCAUGUACGGAGACCCUCACGCGCCGCGGCCGAUCCCACCGGUUCACCACCUGAACCACGGGCCGCCGCUCCACGCCACGCAGCACUACGGCGCCCACGCCCCGCACCCCAAUGUCAUGCCGGCCAGCAUGGGAUCCGCUGUCAACGACGCUUUGAAGCGGGACAAGGACGCGAUCUAUGGGCACCCGUUGUUUCCUCUGUUAGCUCUGGUCUUUGAGAAGUGCGAGCUGGCGACCUGCACUCCCCGGGAACCCGGAGUGGCUGGCGGAGACGUCUGCUCCUCCGACUCCUUCAACGAGGACAUCGCGGUCUUCGCCAAGCAGGUUCGUGCCGAGAAGCCACUUUUUUCUUCAAAUCCAGAGCUGGACAAUUUGAUGAUACAAGCAAUACAAGUACUAAGGUUUCAUCUUUUGGAGUUAGAAAAGGUCCACGAACUGUGUGAUAACUUCUGCCACCGGUACAUUAGCUGUUUGAAGGGGAAAAUGCCCAUUGACCUCGUCAUUGAUGAAAGAGAUGGCAGCUCCAAGUCAGAUCACGAAGAACUUUCAGGCUCCUCCACAAACCUCGCUGACCAUAAUCCUGCAUCUUGGCGAGAUCAUGAUGAUGCAACCUCCACCCACUCAGCAGGCACCCCGGGACCCUCCAGUGGGGGUCACGCUUCCCAGAGUGGAGACAACAGCAGUGAGCAAGGGGACGGUUUAGACAACAGUGUAGCUUCACCUGGCACAGGUGAUGAUGAUGAUCCAGACAAGGACAAAAAACGCCAGAAGAAAAGAGGCAUUUUCCCCAAAGUAGCAACAAAUAUCAUGAGAGCGUGGCUCUUCCAGCAUCUCACACAUCCGUACCCUUCCGAAGAGCAGAAGAAACAGUUAGCUCAAGACACAGGACUUACAAUUCUCCAAGUAAACAACUGGUUUAUUAAUGCCAGAAGAAGAAUAGUACAGCCAAUGAUUGACCAGUCAAAUCGAGCAGUGAGCCAAGGAGCAGCGUAUAGUCCAGAAGGUCAGCCCAUGGGGAGCUUUGUGUUGGAUGGUCAGCAACACAUGGGAAUCCGGCCUGCAGGUUUGCAGAGCAUGCCAGGGGACUACGUUUCUCAGGGUGGUCCUAUGGGAAUGAGUAUGGCACAGCCAAGUUACACUCCUCCCCAAAUGACCCCACACCCUACUCAGUUAAGACAUGGACCCCCAAUGCAUUCGUACUUGCCAAGUCAUCCCCACCACCCAGCCAUGAUGAUGCACGGAGGACCCCCUGCCCACCCUGGAAUGACUAUGUCAGCACAGAGUCCCACAAUGUUAAAUUCUGUAGAUCCCAACGUCGGCGGACAGGUUAUGGACAUUCAUGCCCAAUAGUAAAAGCGAACUCAAGGAAAAAGGAAACACACGCAAAAACUAUUUUAAGACUUUCUGAACUUUGACCAGAUGUUGACACUUAAUAUGAAAUUCCAGACAGCUGUGAUUAUUUUUUACUUUUGUCAUUUUUCAUCAAGCAACAGAGGACCAAUGAGACAAGAACACAAAUGUGAAAUCAUGGGCUCACUGAGACGAUUCUGUCCAUGCAAAGAUCCUCUGGAAAAAGACUCCGAGAGUUAUAACUACUGUAGUAUAAACAUAGGAACUAAGUUAAACUUGUACAUUUCUGUUGAUCACUCCGUUAUGUUGCCUCAAAUAGUUUUAGAAGAGAAAAAUAAAUAUAUCCUUGUUUUCCACACUAUGUGUGUUGUUCCCAAAGAAUGACUGUUUUGGUUCAUCAGUGAAUUCACUAUCCAAGAGAGACUGUGGUAUAUUUUAAACCUGUUGGGCCAAUGAGAAAAGAACCACGCUGGAGACCAUGGUGAGCGUGUGGCUGAACCUCAUCCCUCAGACUCCAGCUUCAAGAAUGUGUUUUCAUGCCCGGCCUUCGUUCCUCCAUAAAUGUGUCCUUUAGUUUCAAACAGAUCUUUAUAGUUUGUGCUUCAUAAGCCAAUUCUUCUUAUUAUUUUCGGGGGACUCUUCUUCAAAGAGCUUGCCAAUGAAGAUUUAAAGACAAAGCAGGAGCUUCUUCCAGGAGUUCUAAGCCUUGGCUGUGGACAAAACAAUCUUAAGUUGGGCAGCUUUCCUCCACACAAAGAAGUUACUGGUCCUAGCACCGCAACUAGGGCUUCAUCAGAAACUCAAAGCUUGGGGGAUAAAAACGGAGCAAGAGAAUACUGUAACAAACUUCGUACAGAGUUCGGUCUAUUAAUUGUUUCAUGUUAGAUAUUCUAUGUGUUUACCUCAAUUGAAAAAAAGAAAAGAAUGUUUUGCUAGUAUCAGAUCUGCUGUGGAAUUGGUAUUGUAUGUCCAUGAAUUCUUCUUUUCUCAGCACGUGUUCCUCACUAGAAGAAAAUGCUGUUACCUUUAAGCUUUGUCAAAUUUACAUUAAAAUACUUGUAUGAGGACUGUGACGUUAUGUUAAAAAAAAGGUGUUAAGUCACAAAAUGCGGUAAUAAAUAUUUCAUUUUUGAUUUUU